Molecule: messenger RNA, 1559 nt
Organism: Syzygium oleosum
Lineage: Eukaryota; Viridiplantae; Streptophyta; Magnoliopsida; Myrtales; Myrtaceae
Product: 5'-adenylylsulfate reductase-like 5
Exons: 4
Coding region: 363-1274 (303 amino acids)
Source: RefSeq, a predicted model, not a curated record
AACCAGAAGAAAGAGGAAGAGGAAGAAGGGGAGGAGGAAGAGGAAGCAAAUGGAUUCGAGCAGAUUACGUUCCAUUUCUGGCAGAAGAAGAUAGACCAGAGGCCAGAGCCCCACCCCAUCUUGUCGGCUUCCGACAACACCCCCCCCCCCCCCCCUCUUCCUCUUCUUGAAUUUUCCUUUUUUUUAUUUUUUCUUUUUUUUUUUUAUCUUCUUCUUCUUGUCCCCGGUCGGUUCCUGCUGGGUUCGGCCUCCCCCUGCUCCUCCAGCCUCUUCUGCGCCUUCCCGUGUCGUCGUCGUGAUCGUGUCCUCCCACCGCCGUGUCGUGUCGUGUCGUGACGUGAACCCUUCUCCCUCCCCUCCAAAUGGCUCCUCCGUCCGUGGCGGCUUCGCUCCUCCUCGUCUGCAUCGGCGCGCUGUCUCCCCUCCUGGCGCGGCUCGCGUCGUCGGAACCGGCCCCCGUUUGCCCCCGGGAGUCUCCUCCUUUCUUGAUUGGCUUGCAAUCGCGGUGCUCCGGCUCGAUCUCGCCUUCUCCGCCUCUCCAGGUGGAUGGGAACUUCCUCGAUAGUUUUUUGAUGUCCAAACAGCAUAGUGGAUAUACUACUGUACUUUUCUAUGCUUCAUCAUGCCCGUUUUCGCAGUCUAUAUGGCCUAUGUACGAAGCCCUUAGCUCCAUGUUCCCUCAAAUAGAUCAUUUGGCAGUCGAGCAAUCUUCAGCUAUGCCAAGUGUAUUUUCAAUAUAUGGGAUCCAUAGUUUGCCAUCUAUAUUAUUGGUGAAUCAAACUUCGAGGUUGCGAUACCAUGGUCCAAAAACUCUCGACUCUAUUGUGGAAUUUUACGAGACAAACACAGGCCUUCAACCUGUACAAUCCGUCAUGGUAGAGCAGCCAGCUGGUCUUCAGACUGGCAAAAGUUCCAGAGCACAUUUCAAGGAUGUGCUGUCGAUGAAGAACAUAAACAGGGAACCGUAUCUGGCUCUCUCGCUGCUGUUUUCUUGUUUGAGAUUACUCAUGGCCAUAUUCCCUAGAGUUGUGUCACGUUUGAAAGCUUUCUGUGUCUCGUAUGUUCCUCAUCUGAACUUGGAAAUAUUUGGCGAGGCAACUCAGUUAUUGGGGCGUGCGGUUCAUGCUAUUGACGUGAGGAGGAUUUGGACAAAGGUGAGACUUGGCAAAGCCAGGAGCUUUCACGAAAGGGCAAGGAGCGCCCGGGUUUGGGCUUCUUCUCUGGCUUCUGUCUCGUUGGGCGAAUCCUCAUCGGCUAAAUCAUCAUCUCCUUAAAACGGCUGAAUUCGUGCCUCCAUAUGCCAGAGGGUGGUCGAGAAAUCUAACUAGAAUGCUACAAACUACUUAUUAGAUGCUCUGCGACAGGUUGUUUCACUCUCACACUUUUGAUGUAAUAUCUGUAAGUGGAGUGGAGAUUUUAAUGUUAGAAUACUCCAAAUAGCCGAAAGCUGUUUUCCUUGUUUUGCCCCUUCUUUGUUUUUUCUUGGGAGGAACCAGCGGAGCAUUGUAUAUCUGAGAACAGCUUUGUCUUUUGUGUAUAUGAUUUUCCCUUUCGAAUCA